Messenger RNA from Pectinophora gossypiella (pink bollworm), 7005 nucleotides. It is a transcript of the gene mop, whose product is annotated as tyrosine-protein phosphatase non-receptor type 23. The record is from RefSeq and is a predicted model, not a curated record. Gene Ontology annotation, molecular function: protein binding; protein tyrosine phosphatase activity. The transcript has 21 exons. NCBI's taxonomy places the organism in Eukaryota, Metazoa, Arthropoda, Insecta, Lepidoptera, Gelechiidae. Bases 137 to 5677 code for a protein of 1846 amino acids. Gene Ontology annotation, biological process: early endosome to late endosome transport; protein dephosphorylation; protein transport to vacuole involved in ubiquitin-dependent protein catabolic process via the multivesicular body sorting pathway. Gene Ontology annotation, cellular component: endosome.
UUUGCAUUCGGUUUUUUGUUGUUGAAGCCACCAAUCAACCAAACAAAUAUGACAGUUCAACAAAAAGCCAAUUUAUGAUGAAAUUGUUUUGUCGAGUGAUUAAUUAGUUUUCUGGGUAAAUACAACUUCGGGAAACAUGGAAGCUGUCCCAAAAUUACCUAUGAUCAGCUUUGAGCUCAAAGUGAGCUCAGAAACUACUCAUUUUGGACCAAAAUUGAAGCAGUACAUUGCGGAGGCCUACAGGGAGGAUCCAGACAGCUAUGGUAAUGAAAUACAUCAGUUAGAAGGCUUGAGAUCUACGGCGGUUCGACCGUCAAUAGACUCUGCAGGUCUCAGCACUCUGAGUAGAUAUUUUUGCCAACUUCGAUCUAUGCAGAGCCGAUUUCCUAUGGCCAAAGGCCAACCUGCAGCAUGUAGUUUCGCUUGGAGAGACCUAUAUGCCAACAUGAGCUGUUCUCUACCCGACAUAAGAUUUGAGAUGGCCUGUAUUUUGUACAACAUCGGUGCACUACACAGUCAGUUGGCAGCAUCUGAGCCGCGGACAUCUGUUGAUAGUAUGAAGGCUGCAUGCACUCACUUUCAGAAUGCUGCUUGGGCAUUCAUGUACCUAAGAGAACAGUACACACAACCCCCAGGGGUUGAUGUGUCUGUAGAAAUCAUGAGACUGUUGCAGGAGAUUUGCUUUGCUCAAGCCCAGGAGUGCAUUCUAGAGAAGAGCAUUCAGGACACAAGGAAAGCCAGUGUGAUUGGUGCUGUUGCAACACAGGUGCAAAAUUUCUACAAGAAUUCCCUUGCUCUCCUCGGGCCAUCAGCAGGAACAGACAAUAUUCAUGAGAUCAUUGGCACCAAAUUGUACAAUUACUGGCACCGUUACUUGUCCUUCAAAUUGUCUUACAUAGGAUGUAUUGUGUGCUUGUAUCAAGGUUUACAUGCUGAAGAGCAACAGAAGAUGGGGGAAAGAGUAGCCUUCUAUCAGUUAGCAGUGGACAAACUCGGAGAAGCAAGGAAGCUUGCCAAAUACAUAGAGCCAGUACAAAUCACCCAGGAGGCUCUGACAUUUACCAAUGAUGUAGUGGAAGGAAAGAGGAAAGCUGCCAAGAAUGAGAACGAGUUCAUCUAUCAUGAAGAAGUUCCGGACAAAGAUUUGUUGACAGAUCUGAAACCUGUUUGCUUGGUCAAGGCUAUCCCUAUCAACUUUAAUGAUCCUGAGGUAUCAGGCCCAGACAUAUUCGGGAAGUUGGUUCCAAUGGGCGCUCACGAGGCGUCGUCCGUGUAUUCAGAGGAGAAGGCUGACAUGCUGCGCCACGUGCUGAGUGAGGCCGAGGCAAAGAACACAGAGCUUACCGAGUUCAUGUCCUCACUACAGCUCGACCAGUUGGAUGUCAUUGAUUCUGAUCAGAAGAUCCCCCAAGAGAUAGUUGAUAGAUGUGCGGCGAUGAAUGCCAAGACGGAAGUGAUCCAAACUCUGGUGGACUCUAUGAACAGCCUUGCAGAGAUCAUCAGUGAUGUGGAGCACUCACUUGCUGAAAUCAAGAACUUCAUUCAGGAAGAGACAGUAAAAGAGAAAGAGUUCCAGAAGGUGAUGGGUCAUCGUCCGCCAUCCAUAGUCCAGACAGAGCUGUCACGGGAGUACCACAAGUACCAGGAAGCUCACUCGCGCACCAAUGAGAGCAACCAAGUGCUACACAAAGCCAUGACACUACACAUUGCCAACUUGAGACUUCUGGCUCAACCGCUUGAAGUGCUGCAGAGCAAAAUACCUAGCAUCGACAAUAUUGAGGGCCUCGAUCGCGACAUAAUGAUGGAGAUGCGCCGCGUGGUGGGUAGGGCCCGCGAGAUGCAGGCGCAGCGCGACGCGCUGAUCCAACAGCUGCGCGAGGACGUGGCCAACGACGACAUAACCCCGCAGCUGCUCGCGCGCAGCAACGAACCCAAGGAGGAUAUCUUCAAGGAGGAGCUCGAGAAAUAUACGCCGAAGGUAAAAAUAAUCGGACAGAACCUAACAGCCCAGGAGAACAUCAUCAACAGAUUGACGCAACUCUAUGCGUCGUAUGGCGAUUCGCGACGUAUGCUCUCGGACGUGUUAAGGAAGCGAGAAGGCCUCGUCAAUGCUUUGAUCACUUCGUACGACACAUAUGAGGAGCUCUUAGGCAAAUGCCAGAAAGGACUAGAGUUCUACAAGAAGCUAUCCAUGAACGUCAACCAGCUGCUGUCGCGCCUGCGUAGCACCUGUCAGGUGCAAGAGGAAGAGAGAGCGCAACAACUUGCCAAGCAGAGUUCCAAAGGCGCGGCGGCCGCAAAUACAUCAGAGCACACUCCGGUCGCGGCCACUCCUAUGAAGCUACCUGACACGAUGCCCGUGCCAUCCACUGCUGGCGGCUCGCUCAAGCUGAAGGAUUACUUGCCCUACAUGAAGAACGCUGGAAUGGCCAGAGGUGUUAUACCGCCUGCACCGGUGGAACACAUGCCGGAGUCGUACUACCCUGAGUCAAUAUAUCCGACAUCGGUGAGGCCAGCGCCUGUGGGAUCUGAGGCCACAGACAUUUCACAAAUGAAGCUUCCUGAUGGAGUGGUAACGCCAGCGAUGCAAGGCCAAAAUCCCUACAAUCGAUACGGGGGUCAUUAUCCCGCAAGUGAGACUGAUGCGUAUCCAUUAUCUUCCAACUACCAGUACCAACCCAGCAAACCUUAUAAACCUGACGACGCAUUUGGGUACUCCACUUCCUAUACACCUCAGUUUUCUUCUCAAUCUGUCGAUCCUCAAUACUCGAAUCCCUACUAUUCAGGCACCCAAAACAACACCACUGCUGUAUCUGACUCGCAGAAUCCGCAUUAUAACAACAUGGGUGCUUCAAAUUUAAACCCAAAUCCUUACAUAAAUCCGGAUUCUUACAUGCAAGGACAUCAAAUGGGAACCAUAUCGGAAGUCUCAUCUGGAACUGCAUACAAUAUGGGGCAACAAAUGAACCAAUCGGAACUUAACGUGAACUUUGGACAGAUGCAAAUUGCUGCAAAACCCGAACCUGGAGUGAGUUACAACACAGAUUAUUCUCAAACUUUCUACUGUGUGCAGUAUCCGGCGACAUCGACUCCCGUACCGACAUAUAGUUACGCGCCGCAAAAUUCAAAUACAAGCACAGUCCCGGCUAAUGUAUCGUCUGACACUUCCGCCACUUACCCAUACUCAGCUGAGUCAGCGAUACAAAACCAAUACGUGCCCCCGGGGCCUGCAGCACAUGUUGCUUAUAGCGCCGCUAAUCAACCGGGCGUAUCUCAUGUACCUUACGCCAAUGAUCAACCAACUGUGUCCAAUGUUAAUCCUGUUUCACAUGCAUAUAGCAUGCAAGAUACAGCGUAUAGCUUCCCUGGCGCGACGUAUGAAGCAGGAUCACAGGGGUAUACGAUAUAUACUAACACGGAGAGUGUCAUUACGUCAACAACUAGCGUAAACAACGCUCCCCAUGUGUCUGCCAACAUUCCCCAGCCAUAUAGCUUUGAACAAGAUCCGAAUUACAAUCCGGCGGCUUUAGCCCAACUCGAUGCUAUGGAUCAGCCAAUAAAGUCCCAUGUCACAGGAGAGGCGUUGUCAUCCAAUAUCCCAAGUUACCAAAGCUACGACCAAAAUGCCAUGAAUAUCGCAAAACCGCAAGAAAACACGUCUGGUUACAACCCAUCAGAUGCAAAUUAUCAGCAACCUAACCAGAUGCCUAAUCAGAACUUUCAAACCAAUUUCGCUUUAAUAGACCAAACGUCAAUGGCGAAUUAUUCACAAUCCUAUCAGAACCAUCCAGGCUACACUUAUAACGCAGCCAGUGGUGCUUAUGAAUACAAUUACGGUUCGUCUCAAAACUCAUAUAACAAUUUCGGAAAUUCCCAAACGAGUAUGGACUCUCAGAAAAUGGGACAAGAUCAAAAUUGGGCGCAUCAAGGAGUGUAUACGAGUGCAGGACAUUGCGAAACAUUGCAGUCUCCUUCAGAAAAUACUUUAAUGCCCCAAAGUUCUUCAGAGCAGAGUAAUAACCAAGUGUAUUAUAAUUCUCCGUACGGGUAUCAAACCGCUACCAACCAAUCGAGUGACAUGGCGCCCAACCCCGCGUCGACGGCGACUAACUAUGGCGCUGAUAUGAACCAGUCCACUUAUAUGCAGUCGGGACAGCAAAACACGAGUGUGACGUUUAGUAAUAAUCAAAAUCAAGUUACCACUCCGAUAGAGAACGAAGUAGAGCCCAAAUUUGGUCAAAACUCUGGAUAUACCCACCCUAAUGCUGGUGACAUCAAUUCCCAAACUGUACCAGUAGUGAGCCAAGUAGAAACUCAGCCUCAGGAACCGGAGAUAGUUGCGCCUCCGGAAAGCGUGGAAGUAAAAUCGGAACCUUCAGCAUUCGACCUUCUGUCAGAUAUUGAUUUUACCGUUGAACAACCACCUCUAAUGCCAGAAAUAAAAGUCCCUCAGAUAUCAGAAAGCCUUAUUAAAAAGCCUGUUGUUGCUCCUAAAAUGGAGCCUGUUGUGAAGCCAGUACCUAAAGAGGAGACUAUAGAACGUCCAGCGAAGCGAGACGUGUUCUCAGAUCCGAGUUUACUCAACAAGUUUACUGAAGAAGUGAAAAAUUUGCAAAAGCUGGUUGAUUCAUUAGUGAAUAAAACUGUAGGAGGUAUAACAGUUUUGGAUGCGAAGUGGAAGACGUUCCAGGACACUCAGACCAAAGAAAACAUGAGUAGAUCCAAGUCCAUCGCACAGAGACAUUCCAACAGGAACAUUGUGACCGAUGUAGUGCCUUAUGAUGACUCCCGGCUCACGCUCAAGUCUAACCCCGAUGCUUACAUCAAUGCCUCUUAUUAUAAGCAACUGGCUUCGUGGUGCAUUCCUUUAGUAAUAUCGAAGAACCCGUCUGAUAAUGAGUACAGCACUUUCUGGAAAGCCAUUCUUGAGAAUAAAAUAAGUUGCGUCGUUUGUCUUUUGAGUGAAAUUGAGAUGCAAGGUAAAUCCUACUGGCCCACGGCAAAGGGUCAGUCCUUAGACCUCUCUGGUGGGUUGAAGGUGACCUUAGAUGAAGUUACCUGUACCGUACACUGGACUGAGAGAAAACUUACCGUGACAAAUGGAAAAACUACGCAAAACGUCUCACAUUAUCAGAUCAACGUAUUUCCAGCCAAAAUUGUCUGCUCGCCGUUGGUACUUCUUGCCGACAAGAUCCUCAGCCUGACGUAUGACAAUCGUCUGAGCAACCAGCUGAGUGGAGCCUGGGUUCAGUGCGCGGCUGGUUCAGGACGUAGCGCCGUCAUGGCACUGCUUAUUAUGGUCAUGUGCCAGGUUCGGGCCGGACAGUUGGACCUCACUGAUAUGCUGGACGUCGGCUGCAUAAAUCUGUGCAAGAAUAGAACCAAUGUUCUGGAAGAUACAAAAUAUGUGGCGGAUGCUUACAGAACAGCGCUGUUUUAUGUCCAGGGAGUGCUUUGUUCAGGGACCACGAUGUUCAACGGCGAAGCAGUCUCCGGACAGAGUGGAGCGUCUAUCCUGCCCCCGGCCCCUCCCGCCACCUCAUCCACCAAUCCGAAGACACAGAAGUUCUCCAGAGAAUCCUUCGAAGAAAUGAAGCAAGCACCAGGUCUCAAAAGUGGAGAUAUGAAAGACCCACUGAAUUUCCUCGAUCCCUUGUGGAGUUUGAAGAAAAAGUGAAAUUGUGACGUCAGGAAUGUUAAGUCUGGUGAUUAGUGACGAAGCCCGCGUGUCGAUAAGUCAAUAGCGCCGAGUCGAACGUUUUAAACAUCAUAAUUUGAGAAGUCGAUUAGUCGAAAUGAGUUGUUCUUUGGUUGGGAAGGCUGAUAUUGGGGAUGUGCUUUCAAAAUGUACCAUUUGCCGAGACCUUACAGUUUUCGUUCAUAUUUCAGUAUGUUUUAUGAAUAAUUAUUCGAAAAGUACCCUAUUGACUUUCGACCUGGGAGAGACUGCAAGUAAAAUAAGAUAUUCCUCUAUAAGCCAUUUUAUUUGUAUUUUUUUCUCUGGUUUCUAUAAGAUUAGGCUCUAAAUUUACACUGCGCAAUUUAUCCAGCAUUUAUUCAAGCAUUGAUUUUGUCAUUAAAAAUACAUUACAGGACUAAAGACAUAAAAAUGUAUUUAUCUUAAUAAAAAUCAAACUCGUAAUCAAUUAUGACUAAAGUAUUAUGUAUCUAUUUAAGAUGCUCUCGUUAUUUAUUCAUUCAUACUGCUAAAGUUAGAAAAAUAUUAAAAUGAAAUAAUUAUUAUUCACAAACUUAAAUUAGAAUUAUAUUAAAAGUUUAUUUAUUGGAUUAAAAAUAAAAUUACUGUAAGUAGUUUGGUGAAGUUAAAAUAAUCGUUAGUGUUGUUAAAAAUCGAUCAACUAUUUAGUUGCAUUCCUAUUUAAUAUGUUUAUGUAACUUAAUAUUUACAAUUGUUAGUCGCGUUAGUUGGACACAGCCUUACAAAUGUUGAUAAAAUGUAAUAAAAAUGUGUACACAAAUGUAAGCUACUGCCACGCGAAGGAUUAUGCUCAUUUAUACGUUCUAAACCAUUACACACCAUACUACAGCCAAAGUGGUCAUAAUUAUAUUAGAAUUAUUGUUAGAUCACAUUUAGCUUAGGCAUUUGGAUAUUAUUCCUGCAAUUGCUUUUCUUGUUGCCGUUUGGUGUGUAUAACAACAUAUCAUCACAUCACGCCUGUAUCCCCAAAGUGAUAGGCAGAGGUGUAUUGUAUAUACACCCACUUUUCACUAAUAAGAGACGAACCCCCUAGUUGGUGUGUAUAAAUGUGUGUAAUACUUAAAACAAUCGGAUGUUAUCAAAAUGCUGUUGGAUUCUUUAUUGGCAUGGCAGACGCCAACGACGUCGAUCGAAGCAGUAUGGACUUAAUCUUACAGAUAUUUCUAAAAAUAUAGUCGCCUAACGAAAGGGCUUUUUUUAUUUUUAGGAGAGUUUGUAAGAUGUUACAUUGAUAUUUGUAUAGUGUCAUGAUUUUAUAAGGUACGCAAUAAAGUAAUUGGACUGAU